Messenger RNA from Leptopilina heterotoma, 4681 nucleotides. RefSeq lists its product as uncharacterized. Bases 490 to 3033 code for a protein of 847 amino acids. The transcript has 6 exons. Lineage: Eukaryota; Metazoa; Arthropoda; Insecta; Hymenoptera; Figitidae. Gene Ontology annotation, biological process: meiotic cell cycle; female meiosis I; mRNA stabilization. The record is from RefSeq and is a predicted model, not a curated record. Gene Ontology annotation, cellular component: cytoplasm; nucleus.
GCCGCGGCCGUGCUCAGCCCGUCAGUUGUGCUUUUGCACGAUAUUGUCAAUAGGUCAUUUCCACCUCAUCUAAAAAAAAGCCCACACUCAAAACCAUUUGACUUUUUUUUUUAGAUCGUGGAUAUUUCUUUUCGCUUUUUCUCUUCUCAUCAUCGGCAUACAAUAAACGUGUAUAUCCUGAGUCAGGAAUAUACGUUUUCUGGAUUUUCUGUAUUUAAUGAGUAGUUGAGAAUCAAUCGCGAAGAGCGCGAGAUUGGUUUUUGAUUGUGAUGCGGGUGAUGCGGCUCCAAAAGUGUCAUAUGUGUGUUGUGUAUAAAACGCAAUGACCCUACUGGGUAGAAUGCGCAGUAUGUGCGGGUGUGCGUGACAAGUAUGAAAGAAGAAGAAGUGGGAGGACAGGCGCGCAGGGCGCACGAGUAGUUCGCGAGAGAGUAAAACGGAACGUUAAAUGGCAGGCGGUGGAAGCAGGUGGAAGUGAUUCCCUAACAAAUGGCUCUUUCCGAGGUGCAAAAUUUGGCCGCAAUUAUCGGAAACAAUGCUCUCACAAUUGGCAAGAUUGAACACGGUGUCAGUAUGUACGGAGCACCAGGCAGCAACUGUACGACGAGUACUCGCCGCUCGGACUACAAUCCCUGGAGUUGCGAUCUAUUCGUCGGCAAUUCCAGUAUUAAAGGAAAUGUUGACGAUGAGGAGAGUCAGGACUUUAACAAUUCGAUGGUGAACGAUUUGGUGGCGAAAAUUCUUGACGAUGAUUCAACAGUGGGCGAUGACGUCUUCAUGGGUCGUUACGUUAAUCCAUCGUUGCGGUAUUAUUCAGACGCUCAAAUGUCCCAUUUUUCACAAGCAACAUCACAGCAAAUGAAUAAAAUCCGACCCAGCAAUGAUCCGAGACAAUAUCAGUAUCAAUCCAAGAGGAUGACGACCGAUAUUCCCGGUAUUAUCGAAAGUGAACGUAAUAUCGGCAAUAUUUGCGGUGGACUGAAUACCCUAAGUCUGAAUGUCUGUACCGGACUUGAUAAAGGAAAUGUUUUUACCAACGGCUUUGGAAAUAAUCAUUCGGAAAUACAGCAACAGCAGCAGCAGCAGCAACAACAGCAACAUCAUCAUUUAAUUUCUAGCGAGCAGCCUAACAGAAAUUAUCCCACUCCGUCCAAUGGACUGUUGACAACGACCAAUGGAAUGGAUUAUGGUUCAAGAUCAUCAAAUUGGACCGAAUGUCCCAAGGAUUUAUUUGAAAGUUAUCAACAGCAGCAAGUGCAGUCCUGUCCAAAUACAGAUUACAAUUUUAACGUCGCUCGCAAUUUAACUCUGGAUUCACCGAAAAAUUGCACAACAUUAAAUGAUAUGCAAUUACAUUGUAACGUGGGACAAAAUUUACGUACUGGAAAUCUAAUGCACAAUGUUCAUGAGACAUAUAAUUUGACUAAUGGCCAAUCCUAUAGACCAAGUUCAGCAAUGACUGAUCUAAGCGCAGAUUCUGGAUUUUUGUCAAAUUCACCGUUACAACAUUUUUCACCUGCCGAUUCAGCACUACAGAGCUGUUUUACAAAUAAUUUUCCCCGCACUAAUUACGAGGAUUAUAAAGAAAUUCACGAUGUGAGUAAUAAUGUUAAUAAUGAGCAGCAAAUAUUUUUCAAUCAUCAAAGCGGUGGCUAUAAACAGGAGAGAUUACCGGAGCAAAAUUACAAACGUUUCUUGAAUCGCUAUCCAAUUGGUGGAACGAUUGGUAACGAUUAUUCAAUGAUGUCAACAACCACCAAUGAUUAUGAAGCAAUUGCCGUGAAUCAAGAGCAGCAGAGGAUUGAUAAUAAUCUCUUAAAAAUGCUAAGUCCAAAGGGAAAAUCAAGAGAAAAAGUUGUUUACUCGCCAAUUAAUUUACCGCGUAAUAUCACUGCUCGCAAUACUCUGGAACAACAGGCGGGAAAAUAUAAUUAUCAACCAGCAAAUAAUUAUCAACGAUUCAUCACCAAUAGUAGUAAUACAUUGAAGACACAAAGUCCAAAUCCAAUGAACUAUCCAAAUGGUUUGAAGCGUGCCGGCACACCAUCGGGAGCUACGUAUAAAAUGAAAGGAUUUGACAUCACUAAUGGAAUUUCAUUUUCAGCUAAUCAUUUGUCGCAACAAUUGCAAGGUGCCAGUGUGGAUAGUAAUGUAUUGAAUCGUAUUGCGAAACAACGUCAACAACGCGCCGCCAAGGGAAUGUCAACGGUUCCAUCGGCUGAUGUUCUAUUCAAGGGUCUAAUGCAAGGAGCAACUGGAACGCCAAUAUUUCCUUCCGUGAUGCCAAUGCCACUUCCAAUACCAGUUCCACCACAUCAUCCAAUGUCUGUUUUGUUUGAGGGUUUAAAUAUGCGCAAUGGAAAUGGUUCAGUGAAACGUACGGGACCAUCCAAGACAUUACAUUUAAGAUUGGAACAAACUUAUGAGCAAUUCAAACAAUUGGAGAAGGAACGAAAGAAAUGUGAGGCUGGACUAGCUGCACAUUUUCCUGGGAAGAAAGUGACGAGUGCUAAUAAUAUACCGACACCACGUCUUCAGGGAAGUCCAUCGAGAGUUGAUCGAUUGAUUGUUGAUCAUAUGCGAGAGCAUGCGCGUGUUAUUACACUUAUUGCCAAAUUUUUGAAAACCAUUACACUGGUGCGUCGUCUGCUGAAGAUGGAACGCUUGCGAGGAGCCUCAAUGCAUCAGAGAAUUCACAAAGCAAUGGAACAGUGGUUGGAGACAAUCAAAGUAGUGCAAGAAUGUCGAAGACAAGAAAUCACCAAUGCUGCAAAACGCCAAAAGGACAUGCCGUGCAUGGCGCUACACGACGACAGAGAAAUUUUGGCCCUGGCACAAAGUAUUCGCAAUUUAACAAAGGCAUCACGCCUCGCUAGAACCGGUAUGUAUAAUGCAAUGCAAGCAACACUUCUUUGUGAUAUGGAGAUUGAGAAAAAAAUUGUUGACACAUCAAAAGACGCGAUUGUCACACUAAAGUCAUGUGAGCAAACAACAUCAAUUGAUGUCAACACAGAAUCAACAGAUCGCAUUUAGCAAAUUCGCGAAAUUUUUCUAAAUCAAGAACACUAUAAUUCUUGAUUUUCUCGAUAAAUUUUAUUUUUUAUUUAUCGAGAACAAUAAUGACGAUUUAAUUUUCAAUUUUUUUUUCCCAUUGAAAUCACCUCUCGAUCAGCAAUCAACUUUUUGACACCUAUAUAAAUGCAAUUUAUCGCUUUUUCAAACUCUUAAAAAAAUAAAUAAAUAACAAUUUCUUAAUGUGCACAAAAAAAAUCGAUGAGAGCGUUUGAAAAUAGUAAAAAAAGGAUUUUUUCGUGAUAAGCGAUUAUAUAAUUAAAUCGCGAUCUGCAUUUUUUUUUUUUAAAUAGAAAAUUAUUUGAUUUUCUAUGAAAUGUCCGAGACUUCCAGGAUGGAACUGAAUAACUAGAGACUUUCUUCCACAUCUUUAAACGCCUUUUAAAGACCAGCCGAGUGGAAGGGGCAUAAUAAUAUUAAUAAUAAUAAUUUUUAUCAAAGUUAAUAUACGAUAAUCACCGAAAAUCAUCGUCCUCGCUCACUCGAUCCCGUCGCAUACCCGUUUCUUCAGCAACUCCGACUAUUUGCUUAGAUAGAGAUUACGGGUCGAGAGAUCUAGACUAAAAAUUUUACGAGUGUGUUAGUUGAGAAUGCUAGAUAACAAUUUUCUUAGAAUAGUUCAAUGUGGCCUUCCUUAAGUGUGUGACCCAAAUGUGUGUCAAGUAGCCCAAAAGAAGAUACAAUUUCUUGUUUUAAAAAAAAGAAUCGAACUUGAACAAAAACAAACUUGUAAAAAAAGACUUGAAAAAAUUUUUUAAAGAGAAACUUGAAAAAGAAACAAACUUUCAAACACGAAACGAAUUUGAGAAAAAUUCAAGUUUACAAAAAAGAACUUGAAACAAAUCGACAAGUUUGAUUCUUCUCUCCCUGCGCAAAUUGGACGUAAAAAAAAUUAAUAUCGAUGUUACGAAGCAACUCAAAUACUGUCCAUUGUACUUUACUAUAUAAAUAGUUGUAUUCACACAAAAAUAUCCGCGCGCAAUUUUUCUUUAUAUAAAGAAAAGAAUAAAAGAUCGAAAACCUACAAGAAGCUAUUUAAGAGAAAAGGCUACAAAUACACUCGCAUAACAAGUAAUAAUAAUAAUAAUAGUUUCAGGAUAAAUAGGAGCGUGAAAGUUUUACUAUAAUACUAUAUAUCUCGACUAUAUAUAUUACCUGCAAAGGUAAAUAAAAAAAAACUUUUAAGUCCUAAACUUAAUUGCAGUAAUACUAUUUGUAACUGCUAUUACUAAUUAACUGAGAAAAAAAACCAUGAAAACAGAAAAAAAUUAAAAACUAGUUCCGUAUGGCUGAAUUGUUUAGCAUUUUUUCCUAGUCGUCACUAGCACGGCGUGUUUGAUAUGAAGAGAUUUUCGCUUAGAGAAACUUUUGUACCAGGAUUUUCCGAUCCGAGCCGAGUGUGAACCUUCUUAACUUGUAUUAUAAAAAAACAAAAUAAUAGUUCUUUGAUACAUUUCGUCCGUGAACGUUAUUUAAAAAGAAAAAAAAAAGAAACUGAAGAUAAUAGGUAUUGUAAUAAUGAAAAAACCUGCCGGCUUAAAAGAAAAAAAAAAUACGAGUUUUCAAUUGGGACCCCGUUUUUGCGAUAAUCUCUUGUCGCUAAUUAGGU